AUUGCAUAUUAGGCAUCAUUUGUCUUAAAGUAAUAAGACGAAAUUACGUUAGUGUUUCCAGAUAAAUGAAAUUUUAACUAAAUGUUCAAAUAAAAUGAAUUGAUGAGUGAACAAUAAAAACUUUUUUUAAAACAAAUAUUUUAUAAUUUUCUAACAAUGCCUCUCAUUGUGAUAUCUGGACUACCGUCUAGUGGUAAAUCUACUCGGUCAAAAGAAUUGUACAAUUUUUUUUUACAAAAUAGAAAAAAGGUUUACUUAGUAUCUGAAAAUGAAGCUGUUCCCAAAGCUGGAUUCCAUAAAAAUGAUUAUUUUGCAGACUCACAGAAAGAAAAAAUUGUUCGCAGUGAAUUAAAAUCUGAAGUUUUGCGUCUACUUAAUAAAAAGGACGUUGUUAUAUUGGAUGCAGGAAAUUAUAUAAAAGGUUAUCGUUACGAAUUAUUUUGUGCAACAAAAGCAACUCGAGGUAAUCAAUGUACUAUUUUUUGUGGUAUUCAGGAAAAACGUGCAUGGGAAUUAAAUCAGCAGAGAUGCGAUGUUGAAAGCAUGACAAAAUCAGAAAUUCUUAACAAUUCAUGUGUUCCAUAUACGAAAGAAAUUUUUAGCGCAUUGUGCAUGCGCUAUGAAGAGCCGCAUGGAAAUUGCCGUUGGGAUAGUCCACUUUUUGUUGUUUUUCCUGAAGAUAAACUAAAUUUCGAUGGUAUUCACAGCGCCUUAUUCGAAUCAAAACCUUUACCUCCAAACCAAAGCACUCAAAAUCCGCCUUUGACUGUUAGCAACUACCUUUUUGAACUCGAUAGGCUUACACAGGAUAUCAUAGCAGAUAUUUUAGCUGCUCGUAAACUUGGUAUUUUUGGACCUGUAUCAGUAAAAGGGAGCGAAACUAAAGUCGAAAUACCUGCCCACUACAAUGCUAUUCAGAUGAAUCGAUUAAGAAGACAGUUCUUAAAUUAUAGCAAGAAUCAUCACGCAACAACGAGCACUCUCGAUAGAGUACCUCAACUGUUUGUACAAUUUUUAAAUUCCAAUUGUAAUAAACAAUAAGUAAAAAAUCAUAUA
Molecule: messenger RNA, 1056 nt
Organism: Teleopsis dalmanni
Lineage: Eukaryota; Metazoa; Arthropoda; Insecta; Diptera; Diopsidae
Product: protein KTI12 homolog
Exons: 3
Coding region: 157-1041 (294 amino acids)
Source: RefSeq, a predicted model, not a curated record